This is a messenger RNA of Monoraphidium neglectum, 636 nucleotides long. RefSeq lists its product as hypothetical. The record is from RefSeq and is a predicted model, not a curated record. The transcript has a single exon. Lineage: Eukaryota; Viridiplantae; Chlorophyta; Chlorophyceae; Sphaeropleales; Selenastraceae. The coding region runs from base 1 to 636 and encodes 211 amino acids.
AUGAUGUCAUCCAGCGCUCCUGGGCUGGUCGACCCCGCACUGUCGAAGAUGCUGGAGCUGUGCCCCAGCGCACUGCUCAGCUGUGACGACGGCACCAGCCUGCCAGUUAGCCGCGAGCUACUCAUGAUCGCAUCGCCCAUGCUGCGCGACAUGCUGGCCUCCGCGCACCUCGACGCCGCGCCAGGUGGCGCCUCGAUAAUCCCCCUGCCGGGCGACAAGCGCAAGGACUGGCUGCUGUCGCUGCCGUUCCUCUACCACCACGCCCCUGAUGUCACGUGGGACAGCGUGGAGGCCCUCACCGAGCUGUGCAUCAAGUACGACCUCCAGGGCCUGCGCCCCUUCCUGGACAGGUUCUUGUGGGCGUCAGCAGCCACCCUAAGCGGGCAGGUCCCGCCUGGCUCGCCCACAACCCGCAAACUCAGCGUUGCGGCGGUGGGCGAGGCAAGCGCAGUGGGUCAGUGGUCCGUCUGGCGGUGGCUGGUGCUGGCGGCGCGCUGCAAGCUCAGCGCAAGUGUGGAGGCGUUCUGCCAUCUGAUUGUGCGAUGCGGACUUGCGGUGCCAAAGGACUUUGACCUGGGGCUUGCAGGGCAGCCACUGGCCGUCAAGCUGGCCCACAAGCUUUCAACUAGCUACUAA